CGGAGGGAUGCAGACACGGAGGAGGGAGAGAAGGAGAGAAGUGACAUCACAUCUCCCAUCUCCCUCUCUCCUCCUACAGAAACCUUUGCUCCACUUCUCGCCGAGGAGGCGCGCACUUUCUCUUCAUGCUCCUCAUUUCCUCCUAAAGAAAAAAAAAAAAAAAAAAAGAGAAAGAGAGAAAAAAAGGGGGUUGGACCGCAGUAUAGGAGAGAUUGCAAAAACAAAACUGCCAGCAUGAACAACAGUUUCCCGAACAUGGCGUCGAUAGGCGACCUGGACCCUCUCAGCCCGUCCAUCCCCGCCACCAAAGUUGAAAUCACGGUGUCGUGCAGAAACCUGUUGGACAGGGACACCUUCUCCAAAUCAGACCCAAUUUGUGUUCUCUACACACAAGCCAUGGGGAACAAGGAGUGGAGAGAGUUUGGCAGAACGGAGGUGAUUGACAACACGCUAAACCCAGACUUCGUGCGGAAAUUCAUUUUGGACUACUUCUUUGAAGAGCGGCAGAACAUCAGAUUUGACCUGUAUGAUGUCGACUCGAAGAGUGCCAACUUGUCCAAACAUGACUUUCUGGGCCAGGCCCAGUGCACCCUGGGAGAAGUGGUGGGAUCGUUGGGCAGUCGGCUGGAAAAACCUCUCGGGGGCAUUCAGGGGAAGAAAUGCGGGACCAUUAUUGUGAAAGCUGAGGAGCUGAACAACUGCAGGGAAUCGGUAAUGAUGCAGUUCUGCGGAAACAAGCUGGACAAAAAGGAUUUCUUUGGCAAGUCCGACCCGUUUCUGGUCUUUUACCGGAGCAACGAGGACAGCACGUAUACCAUCUGCCACAAAACCGAGGUGGUGAAGAACACCCUGAACCCCGUGUGGCAAGCCUUUAAAAUCCCUGUGCGGGCUCUUUGUAACGGUGACUACGACAGAACAAUCAAGGUGGAAGUGUAUGACUGGGACAGAGAUGGCAGUCACGACUUCAUCGGAGAGUUCAGCACCAGCUACAGAGAGCUGUCCAGAGGACAGAGCCAGUUCAACGUCUACGAGGUGAUCAAUGCAAAGAAAAAAGGCAAGAAGAAAAAAUACCUCAACUCUGGAACAGUAACGCUGCUGUCUUUUCUGGUGGACAUAGAAGUCACCUUUCUGGACUACAUCAAAGGAGGGACCCAGAUUAACUUCACAGUGGCCAUUGAUUUCACAGCUUCAAACGGUAACCCCGCCCAGCCCACCUCGCUCCACUACAUGAGUCCCUACCAGCUGAACGCCUACGCCAUGGCCCUGAAGGCCGUGGGAGAGAUCAUUCAGGACUACGACAGCGACAAGAUGUUCCCCGCGCUCGGCUUUGGAGCCAAACUUCCACCCGAUGGACGAGUGUCCCACGAGUUUGCCUUGAACGGGAACCCUCAGAACCCGUACUGCGCGGGUAUCGACGGCGUCAUGGAAGCUUAUUACCAGAGUCUGAAGUCGGUUCAACUCUACGGACCCACUAACUUCUCUCCCGUCAUCAACCAUGUUGCCAGGUAUGCAGCGUCUGUAAAGGAUGGCUCUCAGUACUUUGUGCUCCUCAUCAUCACGGAUGGCGUCAUCUCAGACAUGGCUCAGACUAAGGAGUCUAUUGUCAACGCCGCCUGUCUGCCGAUGUCCAUCAUUAUUGUAGGAGUCGGCCCGGCAGAAUUCGACGCCAUGGUGGAGUUGGACGGCGAUGAGAUUAGGAUCUCGUCCAGAGGAAGAUUCGCUGAGAGAGACAUUGUUCAGUUUGUCCCGUUUAGGGACUACAUCGACCGGACCGGGAACCACAUCCUGAGCAUGGCCCGUCUGGCCAAAGACGUCCUGGCCGAGAUCCCGGACCAGUUCCUGUCCUACAUGCGGACCCGCGGGAUAAAGCCUUCGCCGGCGCCGCCCCCCUACACGCCGCCGGGCCAGCCCCUCCAAACCCAGAUAUAAACGAGAGCAGGGCUCAGAAAAUGUUUCCAAGUCAGGGGUUUCGCAGAAGUUUACGCGCAAAAUACUUCCAUUUCCUUAAAGCCGCUCUCCACGCCUUCGCCGUCACGGAUCACAGCGGUCUUUCUCGUGUCAGGAAUCUGCACAUCGGGCUGGGAUAGAGCCGCUGCUGAGGGGAAAAGCUCAAGAGAGUGUGUUUACUUCCAGUGUCAAGCAUUCCUGUAAACGUCUGGAUUUGUACUCAUUUGUUUUGUUUCUAUUUUAUUUUUUUAAACCGGGAAAGGCUUCGGAGAAUGUUAGGAGGUUCAAGCUGCAAGAAAGUAAACACGGACGGGAACAAUGGACCACUCUCUGGAAACGUUGUCAAGAGAAUGUCCUCAGACAACCGAAGGAAUCACUUAAUAUGAAAUGAACUUCUGUAAAUAAGUGGAGAUAUCUAACUUCUCUCUCUAUCUCUCUAAGUCACUCGCUGUUUACAGUAAACGCUAUCAAGCAUUUUUAUUGUUGAUACUUUUAUAUAUAUGUAUAGUUUCCAUAUGAAGCUUGUGAUACUCUUACUCUCUCUCUCCUGGCAUUUGUGUCAGUGCAGGUCCUGGUGCAGGUCCUGGUAGCCCUUCUGUACUGUACUCUGGUGUUUGUAUCCAAACCUUUGCAUGAGUGUAGCCUCAGUCAAGUGCAUGCACGUAGUGGUCCUGCACUACCUCUACCGCCCACCCGUCGCCUGUGGGAGGUGAGUGUCAUUUUCACUUCACUUCGUCUAACUCCAUCCGUCUUUCCUUCGCCUCCCUCCCGUUUCUGUGGCUGUGUUUCCAUGCAGCAUAUUUUGGAAAAUUGAUUUUAGCUCAAGCCAGGUUUUGUGAUAAAAUCUAACAAACUGGAAUCGCUACUAGACCGACCUCCUUCUCAGUCCGGUCCGCCCUCGUGUCUCCAUUUACAGUGACGGACCUGGCGGGAUCCACUGAC
Messenger RNA from Cololabis saira (Pacific saury), 2889 nucleotides. Its product is annotated as copine-8. The transcript is spliced from 20 exons. Bases 235 to 1929 code for a protein of 564 amino acids. The record is from RefSeq and is a predicted model, not a curated record. Gene Ontology annotation, biological process: cellular response to calcium ion. Gene Ontology annotation, molecular function: calcium-dependent phospholipid binding. NCBI's taxonomy places the organism in Eukaryota, Metazoa, Chordata, Actinopteri, Beloniformes, Belonidae. Gene Ontology annotation, cellular component: plasma membrane.